Messenger RNA from Paramormyrops kingsleyae, 3294 nucleotides. RefSeq names its product transmembrane protein 106B-like. The record is from RefSeq and is a predicted model, not a curated record. Lineage: Eukaryota; Metazoa; Chordata; Actinopteri; Osteoglossiformes; Mormyridae.
AUUGCGUACUUACAGGUCUCGUACCGGAAGUCGCGAUAUUUUGCGCUUGUGUAAUAGAAAUAAACAAGAGCGGUUUGGCUGUGCUUGGCAUUGGGACUAAAUCAUAUCGCAUCCAGCAACCCCCGCCAUGGGGACGUCUAUAUCCCGGCUGACGAAGCAAAACGCUGAGGACUGCGACAGCCUGACUGAAGCCCCGGAGUCACCUAACUCUCACAGUGAGGAUGGCAAGGAUGGCAAGGAUGGUGACGUGUCCCACUACCCCUACAUGGAGUUCACUGGCAGGGACAGUGUCACGUGUCCCACGUGUCAGGGCACGGGCAGGAUCCCGCGAGGACAAGAAAAUCAGCUUGUUGCAUUGAUUCCAUACAGCGACCAGAGACUCCGUCCACAAAGAACGAAGCUGUAUGUCACCGUGUCAGUGGUCGUGUGCCUGCUUCUGUCUGGACUGGCCCUCUUCUUCCUGUUCCCUCGCUCCAUUGACGUGUCCUCCGUGGAGCUAAAGUCUGCAUACGUCACCUAUGACCAUAGUAAAAAAAUCGUCUAUCUCAACAUCACGAACACCCUGAACAUCACCAAUAAUAAUUACUACUCCGUGGAGGUGGCCAACCUCACAGCGCAAGUUCAGUUCUCUAGGACAGUGAUCGGAAAGUCCCGUCUGAGCAACGUGAGCUACGUGGGGCCGCUGGACAGGCAGCAGAUUUACUUCACCGUUCACACCGUCAUAGCAGAUGAAAUUAGCUACAUAUAUUAUUACUGCACCCUGCAGUCCAUCAAGGUGCACAACAUCGUGCUCGUAAUGCAGGUGACCAUCACCACAUCCUACUUCAGCCAUACGGAACAGGUGUCCCAGGAGAGAUACCAGUAUGUGGACUGCGGUGGGAACAGCACCUCCACAGGCCGGCACUCCACGGGGUCCAGUGGUCUGAUAGCCCACCAGUAACCUCUCCAGUCCGGCCCUGUUAAACACUUCCUGCCACCCCAGUCCCCAAAGGCCCCCAGGCACACAGGAGCAGUUUGCAGUGUCGUCCUGCUGAGCCAUAGCCCAGAUCGUCCUCCACAUCCGACCGCCCUGUACCUGCUCUGGCCUCGUGGUCCGGAGACCAUCCCGUUCCCACAGUACCGCCGCCACGGAGGGAUGGAGCAGACGGCAGGAUGUGUCCUCGCCAGCGAAAGCUCUCAUCCCGCUGCUCUUAAACUGUUUCUGGAGGAUUAGAGAUGCCUUUCAGAUGCAUUUAAAUUUCCAUUUAGGGCCAGUGUGUAGCUGGUUGUGCUGUUGUAUGUGGUGUUUACAAUAUUUUGGUGGUUUGCAUAUUUGCACUUUGUCAGUAAAAACAAACAUUUUAAAAAGCUUCAAUUUUCAUGCAUUGCAUUGAUAUGAAUUAUGAUUUAUAUAUAUAUAUAUAUAUAAAAAGCCAAAUUAAGUUAUUUAUCAUUCCAUUAACUGCCAGUUAGAGGUAGGGUGUUAAUGUAGGCACUAGAGCCAGAGUUAGUACUACUAAAGUCAACCCAUACUCACAUAUUACCAGUUGAGUUUGUUGUGUGUAAACUACUUUUAUUCUCUUGUACUGUGGUUUGAGUCAUCCACCUUAUGAAGCUGGAAUACACAGAUUUUACAGAAUGAAAACUAUUUCAUUCAAAGUCAAAUUCUCAGUUUUCUUGGACCGCCUGCGUGCGUGCGUGCUCACAUACGAAUGUGUUUGUGGUACCUCUGAUUUUACCAUUCAGCUGUAGUCUGAAAUGCAGUCAUGUUUCCCAAGGGGCCAAAAGUUCUGGUGGUUAUUAACACUGUAAUUCUAAACCUUCGCCUUGACUUCCCAUUGCAUGCCUGCAGGGGGCAGCAGCACACUUUGAAAUUUGGAAAUGAUUUUUCCAUUUAUUUAUUUAUUAUUUUUGUUAAUAUUUUUUUGCAGAAGCUUACCACUUGGAAGGAGUGUGGAUGCUGAAAUGUACGUUAUUGUUUUUAAGUGUGACCCACCAUCAGUAGGGAUGAACCAAGGACCCCGAGUGGUCAUUUAUUGUAUACCCAGUCCCAUACUUGUUUCUUGCAAGGAAACUGAAAUCCUUCACUGACAUGGGGGAAAACACCUGGCAAAUUUUUGUUGGUUUAUUAUAAGGAGAGUCUGUGGAAUAUUGUACUUUUAUGCUUCACAGUUGAAUAUCUGUCAAAUACAUUUUUGUGAUAUUCUUUCUACAAAUAUGUGUGCGAUAAUUUUAUGGUAUUCGUAACUGAAUCCAUGAUUGUGGGACUUGGUGUCACUUUAGGGGUUACAGGUAGAAAAUUAAAAACAUAACUCAUUUUCUGAAAACGCUUGUCCUGUUCAGGUUCAUGGGGGUUCUGGAACCUAUCCUGGAGGUUACAGGCUCAAGGCAUGGGACGCCAACCCAUCGCAGAAACCUCUGUAUACAUAUAUAUACAGAUAGAUUUUUUGUUUGUUUGUUUUAGCCAAAUGAUUAGAUGCGCUAUACUUGAAUUCAAGAGGGGAAUAUAAAAGUGCAUAUUCUCUGUAACAUUAAAAUGAUUGGGGGAGAACUUCUGGCUUGCUGGCAUGAGGAAUGGCUGGUAGACAAGGCCCAGUUACAGAUUACUGUCAUACAGGUGCAACUUGAAUCAUUAUAAGUGUGUCAUACUGAGGCUGAGGUCACUGGGUUUGGCUCACCUGACCCACAACGAAUCAGGCUUUAUUGGUGCCUGGGCUUCCUGGGACAGGUUCCAGAAUCUACAGUGUACAAUCCUGGACAGAAUAAAUGCUUUGGGGAUAUGAAUGAAAGAAAGAUCUGUUCAACCUUUGGUUUUUUAUUGGACAUAGACUAUGAGAAUAAUUCUGACUCAGUGUAUUAAGUAACUAAAGAAAAUGAAUUCAGUCAAUUCAAAUAACUCUCUAAAUUAACACUCCUUUAAUACUACAAUGAAUACUAAUGUGUAGCUAAAUUUUGCAUUUAUGACUAUUUUUUUUCGUGUUUGUGCCGCUAUUUUUCAUGUUUUUACUUAAUGACUUGGGAGGGGAGUUAUGACAUCACAGAUAUGGAAUUGCUAUAUUAAGUCAGUUGAUUCCAUCAAACUAAUUUUCACUUAGAACUGUCAAGGUGUUUUUGACAAGAAAUUUACCAUUUAUGCUGAGAAUCCAUAUUAAUGGUCCAUAUAUGUUUUAUCAACUAAAUGGUACGUAUAUAUUUCUCAGUACAAACAUACAUUUUGUCAUAUGAAAUAGAAAUUGUAAUUUUCUAUUGUGAUUUCUCAGCAGUUUGGAUUGAAAGAAGAGAUAAAACAAUCAAAUAAAUAUUGUCAUUCACUUA